CUUGUUUUUUUGAAUUUCGUCUCCCAAGAAAAAAGCGACGGAUUACACGCACUGAUGCUACAGGGUAUCGUGUAUUGGUGAUGAAAUGCUGAUCACAGUAACCUUGAAAUGUAAACGAGAGCCCACCAUUAUGACGCCAUCUCCUAUAAUGAAACAAACAUCCAUCUCUCUCUCUCUCUAGAUCUCUCUCUCUCUCCCUCGCACUCUGUAUAUAAUAUGCCUUUCUCUCUUUCUACCCCGCACGCGAAAACUCUCUCCAUCAUCGUGAUAUAAUUACGUACCAACAAAAGGGUUCGUCAUUUUUUAUGUUCUUCUUGUGUACACCUAUAUUCAUAUUGAGGAGAGAAGAAAUUUCGGGUCGGAUCAAAGAACGUUGAUCCUUGUCUGAAAUAAUCGGUAGGGGUCAGCAGUUGCCGAUUAUUGAGUACUUGUGUGUACAAAUUGUUGAAUUGAUGAGAACAGAGUGAGUAAUUCAACUGUGACUGGGAAUUCUUGGUGGAAUUCAUGAUCCUGAAUUUCUGCAAUGGGGCACUUGAACGCCGAGAAGAAGUGGGUGUUCCCUCUUGUUAUAAGUUCACUAGUCUGCGUUUUCAUUCUUGCGACCUCCUUCAAUAUGGGGCUUGUGUCCUCGGUAAACACAAUCAAUUCGAUCUUUUCUCUGUUUCGUUCUCGUGCUUUGACGAAUCAAACCAUCCCCAAUUUUGCCGAGGCAAAGGUUAGCCAAGCUCCGAGCCCGCCUGCUCGUCCUCCCAUUCCAAAAUUUGCAUAUCUGAUCUCCGGAUCAAGAGGUGAUUUAGAGAAACUUUGGAGGACUCUUCAUGCUCUGUAUCAUCCAUGGAACUACUAUAUUGUUCAUCUGGAUCUCGAGUCACCACCAGAGGAGAGACUUGAACUCGCAUCUCGGGUGGAAAAGCAUCCUAUUUUCACAAAAGUUGGGAAUGUGUAUAUGAAUGAAAAGGCGAAUAUGGUGACGUAUAGAGGGCCUACCAUGGUUGCUAAUACUCUGCACGCAUGUGCGAUUCUUCUGAAGAAACACAAAGAUUGGGAUUGGUUUAUUAACCUUAGUGCCUCAGAUUACCCUUUAGUGACUCAAGACGAUCUUCUGUACACAUUUUCUGACUUGAAACGAGGACUCAAUUUCAUGGAACACACAAGCGACUUAGGCUGGAAAGCGACUCACAGGGCAAUGCCUUUGAUUGUUGAUCCUGGACUCUAUGAGACAACCAAGUCCGACAUAUUUUGGGUCGCACCUAACAGAAACUUACCUACCGCGUUCAAAUUGUUCACUGGUUCAGCUUGGAUGAUCUUAUCACGGGCGUUCGUCGAGUACAUCAUAUGGGGUUGGGAUAAUCUCCCAAGAACCCUUCUUAUGUACUACUCGAAUUUCCUCUCCUCCCCCGAGGGCUAUUUUCAGACGGUCAUCUGCAACAUCCCAGAAUUUAUCCCAACCGUUCUCAACCAUGACAUGCACUACAUUUCUUGGGAUAACCCCCCACAACAGCAUCCUCACGUUCUCUCCCUAAACGACACCGAGAAAAUGAUUGCCAGUGGUGCUGCUUUUGCACGUAAGUUCCGACAGGACACUCCUGUCCUGGACAAAAUCGACAAAUCAUUACUCAGGCGACGAAACGGGAGCUUCACGAUGGGUGGAUGGUGUGCAGGCAAACCGCGUUGCUCCAAGGUUGGAACUCCAACGAAGCUCAAACCAGGUCCUGGUGCAGGUAGGCUUCGGGGACUUAUAGAUAAACUAAUCUCGUCUGCACAGUCCGGCCAAGAACAGUGUACCUAGGUUUUAUUGUAUCAAUUUUGGUCCGAGGUAGUAUAAAAAGGGAAUAUUCACAUUUGGUGUUUCUCAAGCUCCAAUAAUGCAUUAGAAUACUUGAUUGAAGAUACAGCUCCACAGCCCCAAUUUUUGUGGCUUCUUUUCUUCAUGUACAUAGGCUGGUUAUAAAGGUAGUUUCACAUUUUA
Sesamum indicum (sesame) is the source of this 1969-nucleotide messenger RNA. RefSeq names its product beta-glucuronosyltransferase GlcAT14B. NCBI's taxonomy places the organism in Eukaryota, Viridiplantae, Streptophyta, Magnoliopsida, Lamiales, Pedaliaceae. Gene Ontology annotation, cellular component: membrane. The record is from RefSeq and is a predicted model, not a curated record. Gene Ontology annotation, molecular function: glucuronosyltransferase activity.